Messenger RNA from Ruditapes philippinarum (Manila clam), 809 nucleotides. RefSeq names its product neuroglobin-like. The transcript has a single exon. The record is from RefSeq and is a predicted model, not a curated record. Lineage: Eukaryota; Metazoa; Mollusca; Bivalvia; Venerida; Veneridae. Gene Ontology annotation, molecular function: heme binding; oxygen binding. Bases 38 to 583 code for a protein of 181 amino acids.
AAUAUUAAAAGAGACAACAAACGAAUUUUAUGUAAAUAUGGGGUGCUCUCCAUCAAGAAGUGUUACUAUUGGUCACAAACAUAACGGCAAACUGGGCAUGAACGACAGGCGUAUCGUGAAUGAUUAUGAUAAACGUAAUGUGAAGAAGACGUGGAAAAUUCUAUCCAAGGAUAUGCCAGGAAUUGGGGCGAAAAUAUUUCUAAAAAUCUUUUCUUUGAAACCAGAAAUUAAGCAGAUAUUUCCUUUCAGGGAUUGUACUGGCGAGGAAUUAAUGCGUGACACCCACUUCCGUGGUCAUGCUUCUCGGUUCAUGCAAGCAGUUGGUGCUGCUGUGGAUAAUGUCAAUGACCUUGAUACGGCAAUGACGUCAUUGUUAUUUGGACUCGGACAACAGCAUAUUCACUAUACCGGAUUUAACGUACAAUAUUUUGAUCUGUUUAUAACAGCAAUGUUAUUUGUGUUUGAAAAAGAACUUAACAUAAAAUUUACUCAGGAAGUUGCAAAUUCAUGGCGUCUAGUUCUAGAAUUUAUGAUCUCAAAACUGAAAGAAGGGUAUAAUGAUGCUAUUCUAAAUAAAUGCUGAGAAAGAAAAUUUAAUUAUUAUUUACGCAUCUAGACCGUACUUUAUUUCAAUAAUUUUCCUACAUUGUGUAUAAUGUGAUUGUAAAAUUUAACUUUGUCUGUGUAUCAAAACUUUAUAAUGAAGUGGCAAUAUUCAUUUUACCAUGGAUGUAAAUACAUGUAAUUAAAAAUGUAACCAAUAUUAAUCUUCUGUAAUAAAUCCUUAUGCAUAAACGUACAAAAUAUGA